Messenger RNA from Quercus lobata, 2614 nucleotides. Its product is annotated as cysteine-rich receptor-like protein kinase 26. Gene Ontology annotation, cellular component: plasma membrane. NCBI's taxonomy places the organism in Eukaryota, Viridiplantae, Streptophyta, Magnoliopsida, Fagales, Fagaceae. Gene Ontology annotation, molecular function: ATP binding; protein serine/threonine kinase activity. The transcript is spliced from 7 exons. The coding region runs from base 310 to 2292 and encodes 660 amino acids. The record is from RefSeq and is a predicted model, not a curated record. Gene Ontology annotation, biological process: protein phosphorylation.
AAAGAAACGAAAGUGUUGUAUACCACCAAAUGUUUUAAUUUCAAAUGCCUCGCACUCGUGAGUUAUGACCAACUUUCACAACAGAGGAUAUUUUAGAAACUCCGAUCAUUCUUCAAGCACACAGUAGAGGAAAAAGAGAAAAGGUUGAAUAUUUCAAUUCAACAUUAGAAUUUUCAAAAUCAUGGACUUCCUAUAUUUCGUAAAACGUACCACGGACAAGCUAAAACUGAGCCCUCUAACACUUCUCUAUAAAAUCCUAUGAUAAGGUUCUUUUUUAGACCAAAAUACUGCCAAUAUUUCAUGUAACACAUGGCAAUGGUUUCCUCAAGAACACUUUUCUUCCUCUCUGCCAUUUUUAUGCUCAUUGUUCAAGCCUAUGCGCAGCCAGCCUUCUUAUACCACUUUUGUUUGAACGAAACUGGUACCUACACCACUAAUAGUACCUAUGAAGAAAACCUCAAGCAACUCCUCUCCUCCAUCUACUCAAACACCAAAAUUGAUUACGGUUUCUACAAUUCUUCAUCAGGCCAAAAUUCUGACCAGGUAUAUGGAAUUGGACUUUGUAGAGGAGAUGUUAAGCCAGAUGAUUGUCGUGGUUGCCUCAAGAACUCUUCUGAUCUUCUCACACGGCUCUGUCCCAAUGAAAAGGGGGCAAUCGGAUGGUACGACCAGUGUAUGUUGCGCUACUCAAGCAGCUCCAUUUUUGGACUCAUGGAAACUAAUCCUGGUUUCAUUAUGUCGAACACGAAUAACAUAUCGUCCAAUUUAGCUCAAUUCAAUGAUGAUCUCAGGGCCUUGUUGGAGAACCUAAGAAGUAAAGCCGUAGCUGGUGAUUCUCUUCGUAAGUUCGCAGCAGGAAAUGGAUCCGCACCAGACUUUAAGAGAUUAUAUGCACUUGUGCAAUGCACACCUGAUUUGUCUGAUAAAGAAUGCGACAGUUGCUUACAAGGCGCUUUUGAAGGUAUUCCACAAUGUUGUAGUGGGAAGCAAGGUGGGAGAGUAGUUAGACCCAGCUGUAAUUUCAGGUUUGAGGACUACUCCUUCUUUGACGCUGCAUAUCUACCAUCAACCAAUCCCACCACUUCAGAAGGCGGGAAUGGGUUAAGCACAUCACAGACUGUCAUCAUUAUAGUUGUACCAUCUGUUGCCUUAGUGGUACUAAUCAUCUCCAUCUACAUCUAUUUAAGAGUGAAGAGGCGGCCAACGAAGAAAGAAGAAAAUAUUGAUGAUGAAAUUGGAAGUGUGGAAUCUUUGCAAUUCAACUUUGACACUAUUAGAGUUGCAACAGAGGACUUUUCUGAAGCAAAUAAGCUAGGACAGGGUGGAUUCGGGGCUGUUUACAAGGGUAUGCUCUAUAAUGGACAAGUUAUCGCGGUUAAAAGGCUUUCAACAAAUUCUGGACAAGGAGAUUUAGAAUUUAAGAAUGAGGUUCUAUUGGUUGCCAAACUUCAGCACCGUAAUUUAGUCAGACUCAUAGGGUUUUCAGUGGAAAGGAAUGAAAGGCUUUUGAUGUAUGAGUUUGUGCCAAAUACUAGCCUUGAUCACUUUCUUUUUGAUCCUAUCAUGCGUGAACAACUGAAUUGGGAAAAGCGUUACAAAAUCAUAGGGGGUAUUGCUCGAGGGCUUCUCUACCUUCAUGAAGAUUCGCGACUUCGAAUUAUCCAUCGUGAUCUUAAAGCUAGCAACAUACUUUUAGACGAAGAAAUGAAUCCUAAGAUUUCAGAUUUUGGCAUGGCAAAAUUGUUUUCAUUGGACCAAACUCAAGCUAAUACAAGUAGAAUUGUGGGGACCUACGGAUAUAUGGCUCCAGAAUAUGCAAUGCAUGGACAGUUUUCAGUGAAAUCUGAUGUCUUUAGUUUUGGUGUAUUAGUGUUGGAAAUAGUGAGUGGACAGAGGAACAACUGCUUUCGAAAUGGUGAGAAUGUGGAGGACCUUCUAAGCUAUGCAUGGAAAAAUUGGAGAGAGGGAACUGCUUCACAUAUUAUUGAUCCCACAUUAAGACAUAGCUCAAUAACUGAAAUAAUGAGAAGCAUCCACAUUGGUUUACUAUGUGUUCAAGAAAGUGUAACUGAUAGGCCAACCAUGGCUAUGAUUGCUCUUAUGCUUAAUAGCUACUCUAUCACUCUUCCGAUACCAUCACAACCUGCAUUCUUUAUGCACAGCAACAUUGAAUCGGACAUGUCAUCACAAUGGGAGCAUAAUUUGGAGGCGACAAGAUCAGAUCAUUCCGAAGGCGGCUAUAUACAACACUCAGCAAAUGAGGCUUCAAUUACUGAGCUAUAUCCUCGUUAGUGCUUUAAGAAGCUACAAUUAAGAAGGCAUAUUUACACGAAUCGUUUAACCUGCAACAUGUUGAUUGAUUUUGUUGUAUCCAAGAAAAUAAAGUCAUUGUUACCAAGACUCACCCUUUUUCUUGGUGACACAAUCUAAUACAGUUUUGCUAAUUAUGCUUAAAAUUGUAUGAUCAUGUUUCAUUUUGCUUUUGGUUGUUUCGGUUUAAUUUGUAAUGUUUGUUAGAAUUUGGUAAGGUUCAUUGUCUCUGUUUGCGAUUAGAAAUAUUUGUUUGUUGAAUAAAAUUUUCUUUUACUUAUGUUGAGAGAAAGGUUUGACGGUA